GACUGAGAUCAGAGCACAAUGUAAAUGAGACCCGCCGUGGACCGCUAUCAGCCUAAACGAAGAGGGAAAUGCUCUGAAGCCACGACUGAAUAAAAAUACAAAAAUGAAGUUGCUGUUAAUGUACUACUUUGUUGUCCUUGCAUGGACAUCCCAUGCUCUUGUUCGAAUUCCUCUGAAGAAGUUCCGCUCCAUCCGACGAGCCCUGACAGACUCAGGAGGGAGCGCGGAGGACCUGCUGAUGGGAGAUGAGGCCCUGAAGUACAACCUGGGGUUCCCAUCCAGCAACGCCCCUACUCCAGAGACCCUGAAGAACUACCUUGAUGCUCAGUAUUACGGGGAGAUCGGACUGGGCACUCCUGUCCAGACUUUCACAGUGGUGUUCGAUACGGGAUCGUCCAACCUGUGGGUCCCCUCUGUCCACUGCUCUCUGACUGACAUUGCCUGCAUGCUGCACCAUAAAUACAAUUCUGCCAAGUCCAGCACGUAUGUGAAGAAUGGCACAGCUUUCUCCAUUCAGUAUGGAUCUGGCAGCCUGUCUGGCUAUCUUAGCCAGGACAUAUGUAAGAUAGGAGAUUUGUCUGUGGAUGCGCAAGUGUUUGGCGAGGCUGUCAAGCAGCCGGGCGUGGUCUUCAUCGCUGCGAAGUUCGACGGCAUCCUGGGAAUGGCCUACCCCCGAAUCUCAGUGGAUGGGGUGGCACCUGUCUUUGACAACAUCAUGCAGCAAAAGAAGGUGGAGAAGAAUGUCUUCUCCUUCUACCUGAACAGGAACCCAGACACACAGCCUGGAGGGGAGCUCAUUCUGGGAGGGACCGACCCCACGUACUACAGCGGAGAUUUCCACUACCUGAGCAUCAGCAGGCAGGCCUACUGGCAGAUACACAUGGACAAGGUGAGCUUGGGGGGCCAGCUGGCCCUGUGCAUGAACGGCUGCGAGGCCAUCGUGGACACCGGCACAUCCCUCAUCACUGGGCCGUCUGCCGAGAUCAAAGCCCUGCAGAAGGCCAUCGGGGCCGUGCCCCUCAUCCAGGGAGAGUACAUGGUGGACUGUAACAAAGUGGCGUCCCUCCCCACCAUCACCUUCACCUUGGGGGGAAGGGCCUACACUCUGACUGGGGAGCAGUACAUUAUGAAGGAGAACCAGGGGGGCAAGAGCAUCUGUCUGAGCGGAUUCAUGGGGCUGGAUGUGCCCGCGCCUGCUGGGCCCCUGUGGAUUCUGGGAGAUGUGUUUAUCGGGCAGUACUACACCGUGUUCGACCGUGACAACAACCGGGUGGGCUUUGCCAAGGCCAAGUAGGUACCACAGCGGGGGACCGUGACGCACUGGCCCAGAGGGGGAGGAAAAAUUAAGAAAUGGAACAACUACAGUAUAUCAGUUGCUCUGAAAUAUUGGUAGUACUAAGAAUCUGUAGAGGUUUAAUGCACUGUACUUCUGUGUCCCUAAAGAACAUUUUUAAAUAACGUGAAGUGAUCAGAUUUUUCGAUAUGAAUGCCUCCUAGUGAAGAAGUAUUCUGAUUGUUUCUGUACAUAGAUUGGAUUUUUAGCACAUUUCUGUGGUCUGUAUUUAUAUUUUGUUCUUUUAUCUUCUCCUGAAAAGGUAUGUGUACUUUAAUAAUUUUACAAAGUAAUAAUUUCAGAGGUCAUUGGAGAAAUUUUACCUUCAUUACUGACUAUGUACUUUGAGAUAAAUACUAAAAAUAUAUUUUAAAAACUUGUUAUAUGAUCAGAUCAUAUUAAAGGCUAUUCAUUUGUUUAGGUA
Messenger RNA from Anguilla rostrata (American eel), 1757 nucleotides. Its product is annotated as cathepsin D-like. Gene Ontology annotation, biological process: proteolysis. The transcript has 9 exons. The record is from RefSeq and is a predicted model, not a curated record. Gene Ontology annotation, molecular function: aspartic-type endopeptidase activity. NCBI's taxonomy places the organism in Eukaryota, Metazoa, Chordata, Actinopteri, Anguilliformes, Anguillidae. The coding region runs from base 104 to 1294 and encodes 396 amino acids. Gene Ontology annotation, cellular component: lysosome.